UCUCACCUGAAGGUAUAUCGACGUUUCGGGACUACCUUAAAGGAACCGCUACGUGAAUCAAUGACGGUGUUUUCCGGCAGUAGACAGGUGGUUCCCGUCGACUGCGAGGCUGAAGUUUCUCAGCGUCUUCUCGAAGCUUCGCUAUCCGGCGAUCUGAGGUCCGCUCUCGAAUGCAUCGCCGAUCCGUUCGUCGACGUCAACUUCGUCGGCACCGUUUGCCUAAAAACGAGGAAGACCGAAGUCGUUUUGAGAGAAGAAUCCGCGAGUGAGGUCCGCGUGGAGUAUGAAGAGUUUAAAACGGACGUAACCGCUCUUUUCCUCGCUGUUCAUGUUGGAAAUGUCGCUCUCGUAAAGAAACUACUGAGCAUAGGAGCUGAUGUGAAUCAGAAACUCUUUAAGGGCUUUGCAACAACAGUAGCAGUGAGGGAGGGUCGUCUUGAGAUUCUGGAAAUCUUGCUUAAAGCUGGGGCGUCUCAGCCUGCUUGCGAGGAAGCUCUUCUGGAGGCAAGCUGCCAUGGGCAAGCAAGGCUUGCGGAACUGCUUAUGGGCUUUGAUUUAAUUCGACCACAUGUUGCUGUCCAUGCUUUCGUUACAGCAUGCUGCAGGGGAUUUGUGGAAGUGGUGGACACUCUCAUGAAGUGUGGCGUUGAUGCAAGUGCGAGUCAUAGGCUGCUGCUCCGGUCUUCUAAACCUUCUCUAUACACAAAUGUUGACUGCUCUGCACUUGUUGCUGCUGUUGUUAGUAGGCAGGUUUCUGUUGUUCGCUUGCUUCUACAGGCUGGGAAACCAACUGAUAUGAAAGUAAGUCUUGGAGCAUGGUCAUGGGACACUACUACAGGUGAAGAAUUUCGAGUGGGUGCAGGACUGGCUGAGCCCUAUGCCAUUAGUUGGUGUGCUGUAGAAUAUUUUGAAGAUAGUGGUACCAUCUUGCGCAUGCUCCUUCAGCACCUCACCCUUGAGACACCUCACUAUGGAAGAACCCUCCUCCACCAUGCAAUCCUUUGUGGCAAUGCAGGAGCAGUCAAGGUGCUCUUGAGCCGUGGUGCAAAUGUAGAAUGCCCAGUUAAAACCAUGAAAACUGAGUUCCGUCCAAUUCACAUGGCUGCUCGUCUCGGCUUGUCAGCAACCCUUCAAUCCCUCAUUGAUUCUGGUUGUGAUCUAAACUCAAAGACUGACUCUGGUGACACAGCUUUGACGGUUUGUGCAAAAUACAAGCAUGAAGAAUGUCUCAGAGUGUUGACCAGAGCUGGUGCUGACUUUGGCUUAGUUAACAUCUUUGGUCAGUCAGUUAGUUCAAUUGCUGGUUCAAACCGGUGGUCGCUUGGUUUUCAGCAAGCAGUGCUAGAUGUAAUCAAGGUUGGAAAGAUUCCCAAGUCAAGCAAUGUUUCAGUUUUCUUUCCCUUAAUAUUUGUUGCUCAAGCUGGUGAUGUUAAGGCUCUAAAAGUUGUGAUUGGAAGGGGAGAAGUUAAUCUUGAUUAUCAGGAUGAUAAUGGUUUCUCAGCGGUCAUGGUUGCUGCCUUAAAAGGUCACGUUGAAGCAUUCCGCUUGCUGGUUUAUGCUGGGGCUGAUGUUAAGCUGUUAAACAAAUCUGGUGAGACUGCAAUUACAUUAUCUGAACUGAACCAGAACCGUGACCUGUUUGAGAAGGUGAUGCUUGAAUUUGCAAUUGAAAAAGGCAAUCGCAAUGCUGGGGGCUUCUAUGCUUUGCAUUGUGCAGCGCGUCAUGGAGACUUGGAUGCUGUUACAUUGUUGACAAGAAGGGGCUAUGACGUAAAUGUCCCUGAUGGAGAUGGCUAUACUCCACUUAUGUUAGCAGCUAGGGAAGGUCAUGGUUCCAUGUGUGAGCUCUUAAUCUCAGAUGGGGCAAAUUGUGAUUUUAAGAAUGCUAAGGGGGAAACUGCGCUCUCUCUUUCUAGAAAAACUGCUGGCUUGAAAAACGAUGCAGAACGUGUGAUUCUAGAUGAGUUUGCUCGCAAGCUUGUUCUUGGUGGUGCCCAUCUCAUUAAGCAUACCAAGGAAGGAAAGGGAAAUCCUCAUGUGAAAGACGUGAAAAUGGUGUUAACUGCCGGAGUGCUGCAAUGGGGAAAGUCAAGUCAACGAAAUGUGAUAUGCCGAGAGGCAGAAUUGGGGCCAAGUCCAGCUUUUGAGAGGAACAGGCGCAGCAAGGGUGAUGCUAAUGAACCUGGAGUAUUUCGGGUGGUGACUACCAAGAAUAAAGAGAUUCAUUUUGUCUCUGAAGGUGGGUUUGAAAUGGCAGAGCUAUGGGUAAGAGGAAUAAAGCUUGUAACUAGGGAUGCUAUCUUUGGUAGCCAGAAAGCUAGGUAGGGAUGAGUUAGAAAGUUGAUUUUUAGAUGAUUGUAUAGUUGUUUGGAGGAGUACUUCGUCGUGAAGUAGCUUGAACUAUCGCUAUUUCGUUGUAAAGGUUCUGAUCUCCAGUACUUUGUAAAUGCUUUCCAUCUAAAAAUAUCCGAGUGUCGGUUUCCUGUUCUAGUUUUUGAUCUGGAACUGCGAAUGAACAGAGCACACUGAAGCAUUGGGAACUCUCAAAACCUGAUUGACGUCAUUGGCAGUGCACCAGGUUCCGAAUGGGGAUAAUCGUGCUGGGUUCUGGUAAAUACUGGAGCACCGUAGCUCAGCCAGCGGGAUCUCCUUUGCCUUGCAGAAACAGUAAGCUGUCUGGGCUGUUCUGGUAACAUUGGGACAUUGUUAAACACUCAAUUACAUAAACAUGUUGAACAAAGUUCUUCAACAGUAAUGAGAUCGACCCAUUUCAAUUACAUCGAAGACCUUAUUCAAUUGAUGAUAAUGAUAAGGUAGAAGGCAUAUCUUGAUCAACUUAAGUUUUAAUUAUCUUUGCUUUAUAAUAGUCGCA
This is a messenger RNA of Durio zibethinus, 2872 nucleotides long. RefSeq lists its product as uncharacterized. Lineage: Eukaryota; Viridiplantae; Streptophyta; Magnoliopsida; Malvales; Malvaceae. The record is from RefSeq and is a predicted model, not a curated record. Gene Ontology annotation, molecular function: protein binding.